Messenger RNA from Hansenula anomala, 1482 nucleotides. RefSeq names its product Vba1p (gene VBA1). The record is from RefSeq and is a predicted model, not a curated record. Lineage: Eukaryota; Fungi; Ascomycota; Saccharomycetes; Phaffomycetales; Wickerhamomycetaceae. Gene Ontology annotation, biological process: basic amino acid transport; transmembrane transport. The transcript has a single exon. The annotation marks the transcript as partial. Gene Ontology annotation, cellular component: fungal-type vacuole membrane. Gene Ontology annotation, molecular function: basic amino acid transmembrane transporter activity.
CAUAAAUAUAACCUGAAAGUGAUACUUCCUGCUAUAUGGAUGGGUAGUUUUUUAGCUGCAAUGGAUGGAACUGUGGUUGCCAAUAUUAUGAAUGGUAUAGCAUCUGAUUUCCAGCAAGAGGAUUUGAAAUCGUGGAUUGCAACUUCUUAUUUAUUGACAAAUACAGCUUUCCAACCCUUAUAUGGUAAAGUUUCAGAUAUUGUGGGGAGAAAGUAUGCAUUAAUGUUUGCACAAUUCUUUUUUGGAUUUGGGUGCUUUCUGAGUAUUUUUUCCAACAAUAUUGUGCAUUUUUCCAUCGCUAGAGCUGUUUGUGGUAUCGGGGGUGGUGGAUUAGGUGCAAUGUCUAGUAUUAUUGUUAGUGACAUUGUCACCUUGGAGGAAAGAGGUUUAUAUCAAGGUUAUGCAAACUUAAACUAUGCAUUGGGACAGACUUUAGGUGCUCCAUUAGGUGCUAUUUUGCUGACUACAAUUGGAUGGAGAUGGAUUUUUGGAAUUCAAGUUCCAUCUGUUAUGGUUUGUAUGUGGUUGGCUUAUAAGCAUGUUAAUAUUGGACAUGAAAAACCAUUGACGAGAGAAAACUUUUCGAGAAUCGAUUUUGGUGGGUCUAUUACUCUAGUCUCUAGUAUUACUGCAUUCUUACUUUUGUUGUCAACAAAUCUUAAUAAGGUUGUGCUGAGUCUAGUUUUCCUCUUGUCUUCUUGCUCAUUUUUUUACAUUGAGACAUUCAUUGCUAAAGAACAAAUUGUUCCAGCGCACCUAGUGAAAGGUCUUUUGGGUGUUUGUGGGCUCUCAUCAUUUGCUGUGACGUUUAUAUUGUAUGCUGCAUUGUUUGGUGUCCCAUCUUUUUUGCAGGUUGUUCAAAAUCAAAGUACUAAAGAAUCAGGUGGGUUUUUGAUCUUCAUCAUUAUUUCACUUUCAAUUGGCUCAUUGACAUCGGGUUAUUUGUUGAAAAGGAUAAAUAUAGAUGUCAAACCAUUAUCAUUAUGGAUUUCAUUUGCAAGUGUUGGUUUCACACUAGUUGGUAUGGUGCUAGUGUUUGAGGUUUUGAAAGUUCCAGAACCUUUUGAUUCUGAUAUUGGUUGGAAAGUUGUGAUUAGUGUUGGUUUAACAACUAUGGGGCUCGGUUAUGGUUCAUAUUUAGUUUCUGCUUUGAUAACUGUCGUUGCGCUUGUUGGUAAAGAAGGUCAAGCUGCCGCUACAGGUAUGAACUAUCUUUUUAGAUCCAUUGGACAAGUUCUUGGUGUUGGUGUUUCAUUGGCUGUUUAUGAUAGAUCAAUUUCCAAUAAACUUCACUCUAUUCUAAAUAAUGUCGAUCAUGGAGAUGAAAUUAUGGAGAAGUUGUUACAUGACACCAAUUAUUUGAAACAAGGCAAGUUGAUAACCGAAAAACUAUUCUAUAAGCUUUUGAAGGCAUACCAGGAAGCAAUGAUUGAUUCUUUUGUACCAGCAUUAGCGCUGGGGGUUUUCAGUUUAUUAGUUUCU